Messenger RNA from Talpa occidentalis (Iberian mole), 701 nucleotides. RefSeq names its product small proline-rich protein 2E. The transcript has a single exon. Gene Ontology annotation, cellular component: cornified envelope. The record is from RefSeq and is a predicted model, not a curated record. Lineage: Eukaryota; Metazoa; Chordata; Mammalia; Eulipotyphla; Talpidae. The coding region runs from base 13 to 255 and encodes 80 amino acids.
GACUGCAGAACGAUGUCUUAUCAACAGCAACAGUGCAAGCAGCCCUGCCAGCCACCUCCUGUGUGCCCACCUAAGUGCCCUGAGCCUUGCCCCCCUCCCAAGUGCCCUGAACCCUGCCCACCUCCCAAGUGCCCUGAACCCUGCCCACCUCCCAAGUGCCCUGAACCCUGCCCACCUCAGCUGUGCCAGCAGAAAUGCCCUCCUGUGCAACCGCCUCCACCUUGCCAGCAGGAGUGCCCACCUAAGAGCAAGUAACAGCUUCAGGAUUCAUCAGGAGUAGGAAAGAAUAAGGACAAUUGGCUCACCUGGCUCCACUGCCCCACCUUAUCUUCUCUUCAAAGCCUAUCAUGGAUGCAGAAGUUAGACGGUGAUAAUUCCAACAGUGAAAGGUUUCCUUCUAGAGGCUGUAAUGCUGGUACUUCUCAGAAGGCACUUGGAAAGAGGUGAUCCUCAGCUGUGCUGUCCUCCCAGAGCUACAGAAGCAGGAGCAGCAAGCAACCUGGGAAUUGAAGACUCUCUCCAACGUCUUCUGUGUCUGUCUGUCACGUGGGCAGGAGUUUCUAUGAUCUGGGCAAUUGUUAUUUUUCUUUCACUUCCUGAUACCUGUAUUCUCUUUAACCACUGUUUGAUUGAUUUGAGGAUAGGAACUAGUCUUUUGGCGGUGAUCACAAUGUAGUAUGUGCAAAUGUUGAAUUAUAAUG